AUGUGUAAUUUUGGCUAUAUUUCUAUUUUCCAGAUACACAUGUUAACAAAGACAAAGACAGUCCGCCACCGCAUCGAAGUGCCCGUAGAACAAGUUCUAGCUGAGAAGCGAGCCAUCGAAGCUGAACUGCAGCGGAAGAAGGAGGAAGCUGCCAAGAAGGAGAAGGAACGACGGGAGAAGGAGAAGGCGGAGAGAGAGGAACGACAGAGGAAGAAGAGAGAGGAACGAGAAAAACAAGAGCGUGAGAGGAAAGAGAAAGAGGCGGCGGAGAGGAAGGAGAAGGGCGAGGAGGAACCUGAACCUGCCGAGGGAGAGAACAAGGAGGACAGUGCUAAGGAUGACAGUGCCAAGGACGACGCACAGCCUAUGGAGGAAACCAGCGACGUUAAGGAGGAACCUAAGGAGAACGGCGAUAAGGCGGCGGAGAAGGCUCCCGAAGAGAAGGAAGACAAAACUGAGCCCAUGGAGACCGAACAGAGCGAGCCCGCGCCUGAGGUCGCACCCAAAGAGGAACCUGUACCUGAGGGUGAGCUCGCUGAGAUAACAGAAGAGCAAGUACUUCAGGCCCCGCCCGGACAUGUCCUGGACCCAAGGAUUCAGUUCGUCAUCCGCUACACAGUGGAGGAGGAGUUGGACGGCGAGGAGGCGUCCAUACUGCCGGGGUACGUGUUCAUCUGUAAGGCAGACAUCGUCGAGGGACCCGCCCGCCCAGCUACCAUCGCAGACUGCGAGGUGAUCCUGAUGGUGGGCAUGCCGGGCGCCGGCAAGACGCAGUGGGUGCGGCAGCACGUGGCGGCCAGCGCGCGCCGCUACUGCGUGCUGUCCACCGCCACGCUGCUCGACCGCAUGAAGGUGGACUGUAAGCCCUUCCGCGCCAGCUACGAGGGCCGCUGGGACGCUAUGGUGUCCAAGUGCGCUAAAUGCGUGCUUAAGUUGUUGGAAAUCGCGAAGGGCCGCAAAAGGAAUUUUAUCCUUGACCAGACGAACGUAUACCCGUCGGCCCAGAGGCGGAAGCUCAGGGAAUUCGACGGGUACCGGCGGGUCGCAGUCGUCAUAGUGACCGACGACGACACCUACCGCGACCGACAGAAACGACGCGAGGAGCUCGACGGCAAGGAGGUGCCCGACGGGGCUAUCGUGGACAUGAAAGCCAACUUCGCGCUGCCCGAGAAGUGCUCGUGGCUAGACGAGGUAAUAUUCCCCGAGCUGAGCGGCGAGGCAGCCGCUGCAGUAGUGGACGCGUACCACCGCGAGGCGCGCGCCGCCGGCGUGGCGCGCGACUCGCACCGCCGCGACCGCUCCGACGACAGGGACCUGCCGCCCGCCAAGCGACAUCGCUCCAGCGACAAGCGACACCCGCGCGACGACAGGCGCAGGGACUUCUCCCGCGGAGAUAGAGAGGACCGUUGGGGUGGUAGCACGGGGUCUGGCGGCGGCGGCGGGGCGCGCUGGGGCGGCGCGGGCCGCGGCGGCAGUCGCUGGGGCCCGCGCGAGCCGCGCCCUCCCUCCAACACUCGCUUCGACCGACCCUGGCAGGGACCGCCGCAACCUGGCGCGCCCGCCGGACCUAACCGAUAUGACAACGACUUCCGCGGCGGAUCAGGUCGCGGUGGGCGCGGCGGCGGCGGGCGAGGCGACCGCGGUGGCCGGGGCGGCGCGCCGCCCAACAACGACAGGUUCGCGCGGGACAGGCACUCGCGCCCCAACGACCGCGGACCUGACAAGAGACACCAUCAACCUGGUGGCGCGGGUAACAAUGGCGGCGGGGCGGGGUCGUGGCAGCGCGGCGCGGGCGGCCCGCGCGGGGCCAUGCAGACACGGCCCGGCCACGCGCCCGGACCGCACCAACGACCCAACCAGCCCAACCAGAAGGAUGGACAGAAUCAAAACCAAAACCAGAACCAGGCCAACCAACAGGGAUGGAACCAGUGGGCCGGUGGAUGGGGAGGAUGGGGUAACUGGAACCAAAACCAAGGUUGGGGCAACUGGGGUAACUGGGGCAACUGGGGCAAUCCUCAGCAGCAGUCGGGCGGCGCCCGCCGCCUACAGCGCGCAGCAGUGGUACCAGUGGCAGCAGUGGCAGCAGCAACAGCAGCACGCCUGGCCCGGGUAUCAGCAAGGUAA
This is a messenger RNA of Spodoptera littoralis (African cotton leafworm), 2124 nucleotides long. Lineage: Eukaryota; Metazoa; Arthropoda; Insecta; Lepidoptera; Noctuidae. The record is from the annotation of a GenBank genome assembly.